AUGGUCCACAUCUCCAUCCACGCCCUCCGAAACCUCAAUCAUGGCGGCAGAUUCUUCCCAUACUCUGGUUAUCUCGGUCUUACAAAGCUCACCGUCGAGGGGGUCGUCCGCACCCGCGUCGACGACGACCACAAGCUGCUACCCGCGUAUAGUGUCACCGUCUCCGUUAAAUGCUACGAGGCCCGCACAAAGCUCACCUAUUGCCGUCUAAAUACCCUCGUCGAUGUCACAGACACCCUCUGGGCCAGCCCGAGCCCGCAGGAACCUGCAGAGAUUGGCGACAUGGAGCUCCCCUUUCGCAUCGUCCUCCCUUCGACCAUUCCAGGCUUUUCCACUCUUUCCUUUCCAGAUUAUAAAGUAUUUUGGAGACUCGAAGCAACAAUCAAUCACCCUCAAAUGUUUGGUCUCGGCGUCUGUCAGACGAGAAAUUACGAUCUCGGAUUCACUCGCUACGACGUCCAGCAACGUCUUCCGCCCGUCUUGAAUCCAUCAUCAUCAUCACCUCAUCCUGGCUUUCUCUUUCAUCCUUCAACCCCACGCGUCGGUCCGUUUUACUAUCGCAUUCAAGCUCCCGACCAUCCGCUCGGUCCAGGUGACGACCUCCCAGUGAAAAUAGCGUUUCUGUUCGAAAAGGGCACCCCAGCCAUUCGCAUCCAGACCGUGUCCGUCACUCUCCAACGCAGACUGGAACUGUUUGAAGCAGCAGGUGGUCCGAGCACGACAGAACUCCCCUCAGGUGGCCAGUCCCCUUACAGUUUCCAAGACGCCUCAUCUUCAACUUCGCUACUCAGUGGCUCUCGCUCAUCUCCAAACCUUUCCUCCCAGACCCUUUCACGCAAACGAUCAACCUCUCCCCCUUGCAGCGUCGUCCUGCCCUCAAAGUCUAUCAGCUCGCCCAUUGUUUCUGCUCAAUCGUCCGAUUUUUAUCAAAACGAGCCAGGCCGUCUCGAUGCCACUGUAUCUCUUGCGCUACCCGCACGACCUGCUCCAAGUCAAUGGCCGAUCGGAGAGUCUCUCAAGACAGACUUGGCAAGCAUCCGAUUCGAUUUACUCAUCAAGCUCAACAUCUCAUCCUCUUCUGGUCCGACCGAGCUGAGCUUGCAACCUUUAGAGAUCAAUCUAUCCCCCAUAUCACAGGAGCAGCGGCUAGUUGCUACAACAAAGAUUGCAAAGAAGCGCGCUGCCCGCGCAAAAUCUGCCGCUAGUUCUAGGAGAGCUUCCCCAGCGCCUUCGACAUCUGGUAGUAGCAAAGCCGAACCAGACACCCCUCCCCCGAUUCCCAAAGCACCUUCCGUCGAAGGGUUUUCGUUCUUUAAUCAAACCACUGCUGCUGCCUCGUCCCGUCCAAAGCGACAGGCGGAAGAUAGCCUACCCAGAGGUCGUGCCUCGUCAAAACGUCGAGCAGCCCCAGCUGAAGAUUCUUCACACGCUUUACGGUCCCCACAGUCUCGUGAUUUAGCUGCCCCUGUUGCUACACCAUUCAUCUUGCCCGACGUCGCAUCUCCUUCACUUCGACGGGCGCCUUCCACAGCCAUUCGUGCUUGGGAAGAAGAGCUCGAGCGAAUAGCGGUCAGUAGCAAGCGAAAGACGGAGAAUAUGUGGGGUGAGUCUGCCACAGACUCGGGACACGCCGUCAGGGCGCGAUCGACACGUCCACCACGGCCACGAAGGAGUACGGUGACUGCUGCCACUUACACCUCUUUUAAUUCUUCUUGA
Serendipita indica DSM 11827 is the source of this 1716-nucleotide messenger RNA. The record is from the annotation of a GenBank genome assembly. Lineage: Eukaryota; Fungi; Basidiomycota; Agaricomycetes; Sebacinales; Serendipitaceae.